AUGGUGCAGCUCAUGGAGUUCAUCGAAGGCGCUGGGAGGCUCCGGGGCAAUGCCAAGGCUCUGGACAUUUGGCGCGUGGAGACCAAACUCGAGGUGGGGUUGGAGGGCGGCGCCAAAGUCUUUGUGCGGCGCAAACUUGAGGUGCUCUUCGAGCGGGUGCUGCGCGCCCUGCCAGCGAUGGAAGCUUCGGAAGCUGCCGCCGAGGCGGCCUCGGGGGCGCCCUCCGUGCAGGAGGUCUUCGACCACUCGGUGCAGGGACCUCGGAUGUGGAAUCAGGGUCGACUUCUGGAGCGGCGCUGCCCCGGAAUCAGCGGAGUGUGGAUGGCAAGGUUCCGGCACAUCAAAGCUACGGUGAACUAUCGGGAAGGCAGCGGGACCACCACUCCACAUCCGGAGUACAAAGCUACGGUGAACUAUCGGGAAGGCAGCGGGACCAUCACUCCACAUCCGGAGAUGGACAACCAGACCUUCACAAAGGCAGUAGUGAACGUGCUGAUCAUCGUGGGGAAGGAUGACAUCCCGAUCUACGAAGCUGACCUGAGCACUGAGGGAAUCCGGGAGGACAGCCCUCACCUGGAUCAGUUCGUGAUCCAUUCGGCACUGGAUAUGGUGGAUGAUAUGGCCUGGACCACGUCCUCCAUGUUCCUCCGUAACGUGGACAAGUUCAACGACUUCCACGUCUCCGCCUACUGCACUGCUGGCCGAGUCCGCAUGAUGCUGCUGCACAAGCACAGAAACGAGGAAGCCAUUCGCGCCUUCUUCGCAGACCUACACGAACUCUUCAUCAAGGCCAUGAUGAGUCCUUUCCAGACCCCUGGUGCGCGGAUUCAUUCCCCGGUCUUUGACCAGAAGGUACGAGCGGCUGGACAAAGGCACUUCCGCGCUUGA
Messenger RNA from Effrenium voratum, 888 nucleotides. Lineage: Eukaryota; Dinophyceae; Suessiales; Symbiodiniaceae. The record is from the annotation of a GenBank genome assembly.